CCAGUAAUCCCAAUCAGUUCAUGAUCAGUCGACUAUAGUUGUCAGCCAUUGGACGCUCGGCCCUGAGCGUGAGCGUGUUCCCUGCACUCGACCCUAAGAUUUUUCGCUCCCCAACAAUAAAAACCAGCGCGUAAACGCCGCGUUACGUCACCACCGGUGAGCCCGCUCUCUACCGGCACAAUGUUGACACUAAUCCUGUUGACCAUGAUUUCGUGCGCGUUGCGAGCAACUUCAAGCCGGUUUUUCACCCGAAAAGUGACUUUCCUCGCUCCAAUCGUUUGCAGUCUUCCGAUCUCUCAAGCCCUAAGCUCAGCCGUCAUGGACAAUUUCAAAAGUUUGGAAGUCGUUCCUGAUGUCAUCGAUUCCUUACCCAAAGAACCUGCCGAGGUUUCAUACCCCAGUGGUGUGAAAGUGGAAUUCGGCAAUGAAUUAACACCAACUAAGGUCAAAGACAUUCCAACAGUUAAAUGGAAUGCAGAAUCUGACGCUUACUACACCCUCUGCAUGACAGAUCCCGAUGCCCCAAGCCGAAAGGACCCCAAGUACCGUGAAUGGCAUCACUGGCUUGUUGGAAAUAUCAAAGGUAAUGAUGUAUCCUCUGGAGAAACACUGUCAGCCUAUGUUGGAUCUGGCCCUCCACAAGGAACCGACCUUCAUCGCUAUGUCUUCUUGGUCUACAAACAACCAGGAAAAUUAACUUUUGAUGAACCCCGUCUUCCUAAUACAUCCGGUGACAACCGUGGGAAGUUCUCCAUCAAGAACUUUGCAACCAAGUACAAGCUGGAAGGCCCCGUGGCAGGCAAUUUCUACCAAGCUGCAUGGGACGAAUAUGUUCCAAUUCUGUACAAACAACUCGGGGCUUAAUUUCUUUUCUAAUGGCUACAAAGCUCACCUUUUCACCCCGCCAGUUUUCUCAGAAAGCAACCGUACCACCGCUUGUAGUAACAAGUUCUAGAGCACUGUCUGUCUCAUUAUAUUCUGUGCAGUUAAUCUAAUCUUCCUUUAAAAUGGUGAGAAAGCCUGAAAGAUUCUCUUUUUACUGGAACAUGAAGUGUAUCCAAAGGAUUGCCUAAUAGAUGAAAACAAAUUAAUUCACAAAGUUUAUGUCCUCUGUUAGAAACUUCUUAUGGGAACUGAAAUUUAAAAGUAUUUUAUCUUAGUUUUAUCAUGUUUUUAAGUAGGUUGUUUGGAUAUUCAAUUCUGGUUAUUUAGUUUUUAAAAUGCUUUUUAAAAUUUAAGCAGUGCUCAGACCCAUUUUAAACUCAUCUUGUGGGCCCCACAUAUCUUUUUAAGAUCAAAGAUUUUGAACUAACUUUAUAUCUUCCACUCAUUUUCAGGAUACUCAUCUCAUGAUUUUUAAUCCAUAAUGUUUUUAAAGUGUACACUGUACUCAGAUUUAGCAAUUUUGUAUCCCCCUCCUCUGAAAAUGUACCCACAGGAGCAUAUUUUUAAGUCUGAUUUUGUCUGAACAAUCAUUGAUUGAAUAUAUUUUUAAUUUUAUAGCAUU
Bemisia tabaci is the source of this 1507-nucleotide messenger RNA. RefSeq names its product protein D2. Lineage: Eukaryota; Metazoa; Arthropoda; Insecta; Hemiptera; Aleyrodidae. The record is from RefSeq and is a predicted model, not a curated record.